UUAAUCUCCAAAAGAUAUAUAGAACAUUGGGAAUCUACUCUUAAACUGCGCGCAAUGGAUUUUCAUAUUUUUUGUUUUAUUCUGAUCACAAUUUUCAUAUUGUAUAGCCCAUGUUAUUCCGAUAAAGGGUAUUAUGGAUUUAUGAAAGAUGCAACACUAGCACCAACUUAUGCUCGCUUCGACUACAUAGUCAUCGGAGGAGGGACCUCCGGUUGUGCAUUAGCCGCAACACUAUCUCAAAACGCCAACGUUUUGGUUCUUGAACGCGGCGGCUCUCCUUAUGACAAUCUUGCGGCUACCAAUAUCGAAAACUUCGCCAUCACACUCUUAAACACCACACCAAAAGCUUGGUCGCAGCUUUUCAUCUCCGAGGACGGCGUUUACAACCAUCGUGCACGCGUCCUCGGUGGAGACUCGGUGCUGAACGCUAGGUUUUACUCACGUGCCGAGGAAGCUUACGUGAAGAUGGCUGAGUGGGAUAUCGAUGAAGUGGAAGCUGCUUACGAAUGGGUAGAAACGAAACUUGUGUUCAAGCCACAAGUGAUGGGAUGGCAAUCGGCACUUAAAAAUGGGCUUUUGGAAGCUGGAGUGGUUCCAUACAACGGUUUCACGUACCUUCAUAUUAAUGGGACUAAGAUCGGCGGUACGAUCUUUGACCCUGCCGGCCAUAGACACUCGGCUGCAGAUUUGUUAGCGUAUGCUAAUCCGGACGGGAUUGUUGUCUACUUGCACGCUCUUGUCCACAAGAUCCUCUUCACCACCACUAGAGAAGGAGAGAGGCCUAAGGCGUACGGAGUAAUAUAUCAGGACGCAAAUGGAGUGUUCCACAAGGCAGAGCUGGGAAAGAACGCAAUGAACGAGGUUUUUUUGUCUGCGGGAGCCAUUGGUAGCCCGCAACUAUUGAUGCUGAGUGGUGUUGGUCCUAUGGCCCAUCUUGAGUCUCAUAGGGUGAAUCCGGUGGUCCUGGAUCAACCCAUGGUUGGGCAAGGGAUGGGAGAUAAUCCGAUGAACGCUGCGAUCGUCCCUUCUCCUCAACCUGUAGAACUGUCCCUCGUACAGGUCGUUGGAAUCACUAGGUUCUAUGAUUUCAUUGAAGGAGGAAGUGGCUUAAACGUCUCUUUUAACUUGACCCAUAAAUUAUUCGAUGGUAUGUUGGAUCUUCUCAACCAGAGGCUUCGAUUGAACAUAAUUGAAAAUGUGGGCGUGGUCUUCCACAAAGUAGACGGACCGCUCUCAAGAGGUUACUUAGAACUCCGGAACUUAAAUCCAGAUGAUAACCCUUCAGUGACAUUCAACUACUACCGAGAACCAGAAGAUCUUAAGAGAUGUGUUAAGGGACUUGAAACAGUUAUUAAAGUGAUAAACUCUAAUGCCUUCUCCAAGUACAAGUACCCAGGUGUGACCGCACGUGAGCUGCUCAAUGUCAUGUUGGGCCUUCCCAUCAAUCUGAGGCCAAGGCACGAGACCUCAACGUUCAACUUGACGCAGUUUUGCAUUGAUACUGUGAUGACUAUAUGGCAUUACCAUGGAGGUUGCCAAGUUGGAAGAGUGGUCGACAAGAAUUACAAAGUCAUAGGCAUUGAUGCCUUAAGGGUCAUUGAUGGAUCAACAUUUCUCAAGUCUCCGGGGACUAAUCCACAAGCCACGGUCAUGAUGCUCGGAAGGUACAUGGGGCAAAGGAUUCUUCGAGAGAGAGCUGCUUUUCGAGAAAAAGAUUGUGAUUAUUCUACCGUUGUUCCAACUAAAGAUGAGACCAGUAUUGGCUAUUCAUCAUCCAAGAAGAAGAAAUUCUGAAAUAAAAAAGUAGCCUCAUAGUGUAUAUUGUAUAUCACAUAUUUCAUGAAUAAAACCAUAUUAAUUAUUUAAUAAUAA
Camelina sativa (false flax) is the source of this 1872-nucleotide messenger RNA. The record is from RefSeq and is a predicted model, not a curated record. Lineage: Eukaryota; Viridiplantae; Streptophyta; Magnoliopsida; Brassicales; Brassicaceae.